AUGGGCCUCUCGAAGAAGGACGCACGCACUCGUGAGCAGAAGGAGAAGGCCGCCAAGGGCAUCAAGGUCGAGACGACCGCCGCCGGCGUGCCCAAGAAGGCCGCCAAGCCCACGAUCCAGUGCACGGUGUGCAAGGCCCCGAUCAUUGCGUCCAUGCCGGUGUCGCUGCGCGACCACGCAGGCAAGCACCCCAAGGUCACUCCUGCCGACUGCUUCCCCGGCGCCACCAUCGCCCCCUAG
Rhodotorula graminis WP1 is the source of this 240-nucleotide messenger RNA. RefSeq lists its product as uncharacterized. Lineage: Eukaryota; Fungi; Basidiomycota; Microbotryomycetes; Sporidiobolales; Sporidiobolaceae. The record is from RefSeq and is a predicted model, not a curated record. The transcript is spliced from 3 exons. Bases 1 to 240 code for a protein of 79 amino acids.